AUGGAUUCUACACAAACAAAUUCAAAAACGAAACCCAACUACUUUUUGAAAUACAGUUUGAUUGGACAUAAGAAAGCUGUAUCUAGUGUAAAAUUUUCACCAGAUGGAAAUUGGUUAGCAAGUGCUUCUGCUGAUAAAACGAUAAAAAUUUGGAAUGCAAUUAAUGGCCAAUAUGAAAAAACUUUUGAAGGACAUAAACAAGGUGUUUCUGAUAUGGCAUGGCGCAAUGAUUCAUUGACUCUGUGUUCUGGAUCAGACGAUACAACUAUAAGAAUUUGGAAUUUGAAUAUGGACGAAUCAAUAAAAGUACUUAAAGGUCAUACGAAUUACGUAUUUUGUGUAAAUUAUAGUCCACGAGGGAACAUUAUAGUUUCAGGGUCAUUUGAUGAAACUGUAAGAACAUGGGAUCCUAUAAAUGGAACGUGUCUAAGAAUUAUGUCUGCACAUUCUGAUCCAGUUUCUGGUGUACACUUUAAUCAUGAUGGAACAUUGAUUGCUUCGUGUAGUUAUGACGGACAAUGUUUAAAGACUUUGAUCGUUGAACAAGGAGAUACUGUGGAAUUAGAAGACAGGACAAGAAUUCAAAUUGGAGAUGUUGACUUUACAUUCAUAUUACCAAGCAUUGAAAAUAAUAUCGGCGAUGAUUAUAGUAGUAAUAAUAUCAAUGAUGAUGAAGAUUUCAAUCCUGAUUAUCAAAAAAUAAACAAAUCAACACCAUUAAAGACGACCAGCAGCAUAGAUAUUUUAUCCUCUUUAGCAUCUGCCACUAAUUAUUUUACUCAUUCUGUUCCUCUUUCUAAACAAGAUAAAGCACAUUGGGAGAAGCUUGUAUUGAAUUCUACCAUAGAUAAUGGUUGGUCAUUCAGAUGGGUUGACAAAAAAUCAAACCAAAUAUUAUUUAGUUAUGCAAAUCCAGGAUUGAAAUUGCCAAGCUGUAAAAUAUUAGCUGGUUGUAUUUUAACUAGUAAUUCUGAUAAAAUCAGGAUAGUUUAG
This is a messenger RNA of Entrophospora sp. SA101, 993 nucleotides long. NCBI's taxonomy places the organism in Eukaryota, Fungi, Glomeromycota, Glomeromycetes, Entrophosporales, Entrophosporaceae. The record is from the annotation of a GenBank genome assembly.